This is a messenger RNA of Schistosoma mattheei, 4402 nucleotides long. Lineage: Eukaryota; Metazoa; Platyhelminthes; Trematoda; Strigeidida; Schistosomatidae. The record is from the annotation of a GenBank genome assembly.
CAUUGGUCUUGUAUCAUCCCCUCACUUUGAGCGCUUACUCUGUUGUCGUCCGAAGUUUGGUUUUUAUUCGCAUUGAUUUGCUGUUCGUUUGAUCUCAAUAAUUAUCGUCCAUGUGUGAUCCUGAGGGGAUUAAGUCAUUUCUGUACACUUUCUUGCAAACUAAGAAACGCAUAGCACCGGAGUAUACUUUCAUUGAGAAGCCCGUCGGUCGGAAUAAGGUUAGGUUUCUUUGUGAGGCUCGGGCUGAUGGCUACAAUUACGUUGGAAUAGGAAAUUCUACAACAAAAAAAGAAGCUCAAACGAAUGCAGCUAGAGACUUUGUUAACUACCUUGUUCGUGAAGGUGAAAUCCCUGCAUCUUCCGUUCCAACGAUACAACCUGGGAAUGUCGUAUAUCCGGAAUCUGCAAGCGCAUCUACAUCUGAAAACUUUGGGCAAAGUUCUCAACAACAAGGAAAUUCGUUAGGUUCUGGUGGUAGCUACAUCAGUAGCAUAUACGACCAAAAGAAGUUGGAAGAGGCAGAAGAGGUGGAUUUAACUUCUGAUUUGCAUGGUGGUUGGUCUAUGGAAAACGCCAAGGCACGUCUAAAUGAAUACUUACAAGCAACUCGCCAGCAAGUGGGCCAAGUGAAAUAUACUUCAGUCGGUCCAGAUCAUAGCAGGAGUUACAUAGCGGAGAUGACUGUCUUGGCGAAAAAUCUUCGGAAAACCCUGUACGCUCGGGAGGCGGGGUCAAACAAACAACUAGCAUCUCGUGCUUGUUGCCUAUCACUGGUCCGGCAGCUCUUUCAUGCAGGCGAAUUGGAAGCAUAUACUGGCGAAAGACGAAAAAAGAAGCACAGUGAGGUUGCAGUGCAUGAUGUCAAUUUGAAUUCAAAAGUUGAAGAAAAUUUAACCGAUGUGUUGGAAAAUUUGGGUCUUCCCGUUAAUUUGAAACCUUCAAGUCUCCCACCAGAUCAAGCUUAUAAUAUGAUUACCAAUUACAACUUGGUAGACUUUGGUGAUGCUCCUAAACAACAACCCCAGUUGGUCGCUUGGUGUCCACCACUCCCUAACUGGAAUCCAUGGACUGCUUGCAAUAUCGAUGAAGGUCCAGAGGCUACUCAACCAUUACCUCAUAUUAGCGCUAACUUGGCUGACGAACGGUUACGUCGACUUGAUAGCGACCCUCAGUUGCGGUCAUUAAUGGAUGAGCGUGCUCAGUUACCCGUGAAUCCUUACAGGGCUUCAAUACUAGAAGCCGUUAGACGGAAUAAAGUGACAAUUAUUCGUGGCGAAACCGGAUGUGGCAAGACCACUCAGAUUCCUCAGUUCAUUUUGGACUCGUAUUUAGAAUCGGGAAUAGGUGCCGAAUGUUCUAUUCUGGUAACACAACCACGACGUAUAUCUGCUAUAAGCCUUGCCGAACGCAUCGCUUAUGAGAGAGGCGAAACUGUGGGAACGUCUGUUGGAUAUUGUGUUCGUUUUGAGACCGUUUAUCCUCGUCCGUACGGGUCUAUCUUGUUUUGCACUGUUGGGACAAUGGCACGCAAAAUGGAAGGAGGUCUUCGAGGAGUGUCUCAUGUUAUUGUUGAUGAAAUACAUGAGAGAGACGUUAAUACAGAUUUCAUGCUCAUAUUACUGCGCGAAAUGAUAAGAGCAAACAGAAAUCUCCGACUUGUUCUUAUGUCUGCUACCAUUGACAUAACUAUGUUCAGCGAAUACUUUGGCGAUUGUAUGGUUUUGGACAUCGAGGGUCGUACACACCCUGUUGAGUAUUACUUUCUAGAAGACUGUGUAAAGAUGGUUAACUUCGUCCCUCCACCUGCUGAUGAGAAAAAACGGAAGCACCGCCAAGAGUUAGAAAAUGCGACAGAUUACGCUGAAGAAAAUUGCAACUUGAAGUGUGAUCCUAUUUACGGGGAGGCGGUGGUUCGUUCCAUGGGCGAAAUGAUCGAAAAGGAGGUUCCUUUUGAACUUGUGGGUGCGCUUUUGGAUAAGAUCAUAGGUAUGAAUAUUCCCGGCGCUGUCCUUAUUUUCCUUCCUGGUUGGAAUAUCAUUAGUCUUUUGCGAAAGUAUUUACAGUCUCAUUCGAGAUAUGGAAGUCCCAGCUAUGUUAUUCUGCCGCUACAUUCUCAGAUUCCUAGGGAAGACCAACGCCUAGUUUUUCGUUCCACUCCUUCUGGUGUUAGAAAAAUUGUGUUGGCAACUAACAUAGCUGAAUCAUCUAUCACAAUCAAUGAUGUUGUCUUUGUGAUAGAUUUCUGCUUAUCACGCACGAAGCUUUUCACUGCUCGUAACAAUCUGACGUCAUAUUCUACUUCAUGGGCAAGCAAAACAAACCUGGAACAACGGCGAGGCAGAGCUGGUCGAGUUCGUCCAGGAUUCGCUUUUCAUCUUUGUAGUCGUGCUCGCUUUGAUCGUUUAGAACAGCAUGCUACUCCGGAGAUUCUGCGUACUCCGUUACACGAACUGGCAUUACUCAUAAAGCUUUUGCGUCUUGGUUCUGUUAGAGACUUUUUAAUGAAAGCUUUACAACCACCACCACUCGACGCAGUUAUUGAAGCAGAACAUACAUUAAAAGAGAUGAAGGCGUUGGAUAAAAAUGAUGAACUGACUCCUCUGGGAUUUAUUCUUGCUCGACUUCCAAUCGAGCCACGUUUGGGGAAAAUGUUAAUAUUUGCUUGUGUCUUUAAUCUGGGUGGAGCAGCUGCUGUUCUCACAUCUACUGCAAGUCUUGGAUGUGAUCCAUUUUUAUUGCCUCCGGAUCAUAGGAGACUCACAAAUCAGCAACGGUCAUUUGCAGCUGGCUACUCAAGUGAUCAUUUGGCUGGUUUGAAUGUUUUUCAAGAGUGGACGACUGAACGUACUCGUCGAGGUGAUGAGUCAGCAGAUUUAUUUUGUGAUCAACAUGGUUUCAAUAGCUCUGCGUUAAGAGUUAUUGAUGAUGCUGCAAACCAACUUAGAGCUAUUCUCAUUAACUUGGGUUUCCCAGAAGAGUCACUGUCGGAUGCACCGGUUAAUUUUAAUUUGAAACACAAUAUCGAUUGCGAUAUACUUAGUACUUUACUUGUGUCUGGAUUGUAUCCAAAUAUCUGUUUUCAUUCAGAUAAACGCAAAUUACUAACAACUGAAGGUACUUUAGCACUUAUACACAAAAGUUCUGUCAAUUGCAUGAAGGACAUCAAGUUCACUCAUCCAUUUUUUGUUUUCGAUGAAAAAAUUCGUACUCAGGCCGUUUCGUGUAAAGGUCUUACAAUGGUGAAUCCAAUUCAGUUAAUGCUUUUUGGCUGCCGCUCUGCUAUCUGGAAAUCUGAUGAUUCUAAUGAUAAAGGAAUAGUUGUUAUUGAUGAUUGGAUUCCUUUCCGUAUGAGCUUCAUGACUGCUGCCCGAAUUUUCGCCUUUCGUCCAGCAUUGGAGGCAUUACUUGUCCGUACUUGCUUACGACCAGAAGGUGUUGCCGAUCUUCGAGAAGAAGAUCAGCAUGUUAUUAAUGUGUUGCGUCAACUAUGUUCGCCAGAAGCAUUAAAACCAAAUGCUAGUUUUGAUGAGGCAAAUAACUUCGAUUCUCCGCCGAGAAAACGGUUCGCUACAUCCGGUAAUUGUCCGUUACUCUCGGGUCGGUCGCAUCGAAAUAAAGGGUAUGAAAAUUCAUACUCGGAAAAACAAGGUUUCGGACGCUAUACUAAUUGUCCUAAUCGUUCUACUGACUCAGAACAGGUGCAUGAUAUUCAAUGUGGUCUUUGGCAAGACCCUCAGCCACAAUUUUCAAAUCCGCGAUAUGAUCAAGUACCUGUCAACCGAUUUUCUGGGAACUACAUGGGUGCAAGAUCGUUUGGUCCUAGUGGUGUAGGAAAUAAUUUUAAUGGAUCAUCAUGGAAUUCAUAUGGCGCACCAACUUUUGGUGGGUAUCCAUAUCAACAACAGUUUACAAACGAUCGUUUUGUGCAACCUAAUCAAAGACCAUCAAUUAGACCUCAUUGGGGUGUCCGUUACUAAUUUUUAGUCGUAUAACUUUUACAAAGUGGUUUUAACUGUAUUUAAGUGUUUUCAAGUUAGAUCCAUCUUUACUACGUUUUACUUAUUUGUGAUUAUUUUGAAUUCAUUUAUAUAUUUGUUACAUCAAUAUUCCGUUCUGUGUAAUCUAUAAAAUGUGUUUCUUGUUGACUUCUUUUCCAUUGACUAGCUUCAUUGUUUUGGGGUUUGAACCUUUGUUUUCAUGCAACGUUAUGUUACUAUUUUGGUUGCAAUGAUAAAGUCGUUCUAACUUUUCUAUUUAUAUCUUUGUCCCAUUACUUAGGACCAAAAAACUAGGAUUCGCUCUUCCAUGUUCAUUUUACUUAUGAAAAUUCGUUCCAUGGUUCAUAAUAACAAUUCAUUUCACAUAACAUAUCAGUUUGAUUAAUAUAAUGUCUAAAGAAUUA